AUGGCUCCGGGACCGUCAAAUACUGGGGCGAAAAGUUCCGGGCUUUGUAUUAGCACGAGCAGAAUAUUUAAUUCGCUGUCUUCUAUGGGAGUAGAAAAAGUUUUAUCAGAUACUUUGAGCUCUAGCACACCAUGUAUAUUAGAAAAGAAUUCUGUUAUUCAAUCUCAUAAGAAACUGUUUUGGGUCUGGUUAGAAUGCACUGGAACCACAAAUCUUGUCGGAAAAUUCACCCAAAGUGUUAGACGGAUUGUGCAAGAUGUAAAAGAUGAGGGAACGGCGAGUGGACUAAGCAAAGACGAAGUGAUAGAUACCAACGAGCGUCUAAGGGCAGUUCGUAUACGCCUAGAAGAGUCCUACGAUACUGCCAAAAAAUCGUUGGUGACCCUUAUGACCAAGUACGGAGAUAGCAAAUCCCAGCGAAAUGUUUUCCAUCGUUACAAUAUGCUUAAACUCAUGAUAAAGGAAGUAAUACGACUGGAGACAAACUACUGGACUCUUGUGGACAUUCCUAAGCAAGAAAAACAAGAAACGGUUCCUUCAUUUGUUCUGAGAGCAUGUUCUAUUAUGGAAAAAACACAAAAAAGUGGUGAAGGCGUCAAAACUUCAACAAAACUGGCAGAGGAGGCUGCUGAUCGACGUGAACGAAUAGAAAGAUUAGGAGAUAUGACCACUGCCCAGAUAGAAGCCGAAAACACACAAAUGACAAAUGAUAUGUAUCGUCUUCUCAAAAAAUAUUCUGGUUUGAGGAAUUUAAUAAGAGAAUUGAAGAGUGAAUACAUGAAUUCAAAAGUCUAUCCGAUGUUUCCUCGAUAUACGAUGCUGAAGGACAUGAUUAAGGACAUAAUGCACCACCCCGAUUACAUGGAAGUUUGCCACGAAGUGGAUGCCUAGCGACGCAACACCAAAACGCAAAUGGGAAUCAACUAAUCGCUAACAAAAACAUACAUUUGCGUUGAAAAUGCGAUUGGAAUACACAUUGUUAACGAAUGAUUAGGUAAAUUUCUUAUAGUUAAAGAUAAUCUUAUUCUUUAGUUAAACAGUGGACCUAUGAAACGGAACUUAAAAUAAUAGCCUUAACCAGUUAACUGUGUCGCUUCGAUCGAACAUUGCACACAAUUUUGUGUCGUAAGACAGUAAAAAUAGUUUUUGAUAAGAAGCAAAAUAUAUUUUUAAAAUAAACAGAAGAAAUUGUUAUUUAAACAGUCCAAUUUUGGGGAAGUUUAUGCAUUUUACUUUCGUGAAAUGCUUUUUAUUUUAUAUUGCUAUAGCCUCAGAAUAUCCUA
Molecule: messenger RNA, 1283 nt
Organism: Ctenocephalides felis (cat flea)
Lineage: Eukaryota; Metazoa; Arthropoda; Insecta; Siphonaptera; Pulicidae
Exons: 7
Coding region: 1-891 (296 amino acids)
Source: RefSeq, a predicted model, not a curated record